AUGUUGAGCGAAGAAUACGCGGAAUGUAGAGUUCUACCCGCCAUCAAUGAAACAUUUCCACAAUUCGGCCGAUCAAUUGCAACACUGCUCUCGCCACUUGACUUAUCACUACGCGCCACCAAUCUAAUACCGAUUACACCUCCCUCAACACCCUCGCCACCACGAAAGCGUCAGAGAUUAAUGUCAGACGAGAAUUACCUUUGGCGACCGCAUGCCAUGGGCUCAAACCAACUAACAUCCUUGACAGCGUUGCCACCAGCAACUACUAGAUCCGCAUUAACCGAGGCAGCUACAGCUGCUAGCCUACACACUGGCAGCAAUUACCUUCCACAAUUACCCUUCAACUAUGACAGACGACACGAUGAAUUGGCGACGCAUCACACAGUAGCGUCCGGCGGAUAUAAAAACAAUUUACACGACAUAAGAAACAGCUUUGAAGAAAUUCCAGAAAGUCAAGUAACCGCAAUGGCACCCACACCAAACUCGGGAACAGCACUUCAGCCACUUCAGCAACAACAACAUUCGCCUUCGCCACAACAAAGCCAAUUGCCCAUUAUAUGCGUGGACGAUGAAACGAUUGUGCUGACCGAAGAUGAGGAUGAGGAGGAGGAGGAGGAGGAUGAGGAGGAGAAUGAAACACUUGUCAGUUCACACGACUACACCGAAGAAGUGGACGAUGUAGACGAUGACGAAGAUGCCGAUGAAGAGGCGGCGAUGACUUUGGCGGUGGGAGGAAGCGCAAACUACAGGCCAGCAAUGUACAUAGAUGUUAGUAGUAGUGAAAGCAAGCGUGAGGCUGGUGUAGAAAGCGGCGGAGUUGAGGCAGUUAAUGAUGAUGAAGAAGAAUAUGUAGACAUCUUGAGCAACGACGACGAUGACUUAAAUCCGCUCAGCGGCGGCAAUUUAACACAGCGUCUACAGUGUCAAGCAUUGGAGGAGGAGAUUGAGAAGACCGGCAAAGCCUUGACACGUAACAAAUUGGUCUACGACAAUGAAGAGCUACACCAUCGCGCCGUCGACGGACUGGCGAAAUUAUUCGAGAGAGAUUUUCUCGUGCCUGCGCAGGCAGGUGAGGCACGAGGUAAUAAUUUAGUGAUAAGUCAACAGCAGCAAGUCCCUCAUGUGAGCGUGAGCGAGGACAACAGUCGAGCGGCACAUGUGGAGAAGUUAACAAUGAAAGAUAGCAGAUUUGGGCGACCACAUCAGCAACGUGCACACAAAUCGGAGCGAAAGCGCAUGAAGAUGCGAAAGCAUCACCACGCACACGACGAGGAAACCAUCAGCCCCGUCUCCGGCACCAUAAUAACGAAAUUACGCGACGACGAGGAGCUGGUGGUGCGUAAAGGCGACAUUGAUCCGGCUUUCAAUGUGGUCGAAAUCACCGAAGAGGCUAAGGCGAUUUUGGCCAGUAUCGACAACAAAAUCGGAGCUUACUUAUGUCAGCUCUGUCGCACACUGUAUGACGAUGCAUUCCAGCUGGCACAACAUCGAUGUCCGCGCAUUGUGCACAUCGAAUACAAGUGUUCCGAGUGCGAAAAGGUUUUCAAUUGUCCGGCUAAUUUGGCCUCACAUCGUCGUUGGCAUAAACCAAAGUCGGAACUGUUGGCGGGCAGUGGACAAAGCAAAAAGCGACACAUGAGCAUGACGACGACUGCUGCUGGUUUUGGGCAUGAGAAGAAUAAAGCCGCCGACGAGGAAGUAGAGGGCGUUUAUCCUUGUGCCCAGUGUGGCAAACAUUUUCGGCGCCAUGCUUACUUGAAAAAACACCAAGCUUCCCAUCAGAUGUUAGAGAAUCUCAAAUCGUUGGAUAUUUUCAAAAGCUCCACAUCUCUUCCAAACCCAAAUUCUAUGCCGCAACCGAAAGCUUACUACCCUCUCCCCAACCUUUCGCCAAGCACUGCACCGCGUGCUCCCUACACACAUACCCCCCACUUCAACGCACACAACCAUCAACACGCACACACCAUCAAACCUUAUCCCCAACGAUUCAAUGCCUUUCCCUUUCCCACCCUGGAUCAACGACGUUUCUACUCUUUGGGAGAGCUUUAUCUCUCCCAGCACUUGGAUCAGGCUUCUGCAUUCCAAUACGUGCACGCCAAUCAUUUGCGCAACCUAACAGCUGCCGCGAGUACCUUUGCACCACGCCCUCCCCAUGCACCACCCUCCAAUGCCGCGCUUACGGCUAAAUGACCCAGUAUUGUGCGA
Molecule: messenger RNA, 2205 nt
Organism: Ceratitis capitata (Mediterranean fruit fly)
Lineage: Eukaryota; Metazoa; Arthropoda; Insecta; Diptera; Tephritidae
Gene: nerfin-2
Exons: 3
Coding region: 1-2190 (729 amino acids)
Biological process (GO): negative regulation of transcription by RNA polymerase II; regulation of cell cycle process; neuron differentiation
Cellular component (GO): transcription repressor complex; nucleus
Molecular function (GO): DNA-binding transcription repressor activity, RNA polymerase II-specific; RNA polymerase II cis-regulatory region sequence-specific DNA binding
Source: RefSeq, a predicted model, not a curated record